AUGGUUGUCAGGGUCUCUCGUUGCCAAUGCUUUCAAUUCAACGCAAUUCGGCAUCGAAACUGCUCUCUAUUUCAUCAGCGAAGGAAAACCGGUAUGACUGCUACUCCCUCGUCUUACUUCGCCUCCAAUUCAACUACUCCUGCGACCUCCAAUUCUGUAACUUUCGCCAGCGUAGACGAUGCCUUGGAUUCAUUUAGUAGGAUGCUCCACAUGAACCCCAGACCUUCGGUUGUGAAAUUUGGUCAGUUGGUAAAUUCUCUUAUGAGAAUGAACGCCUUCCAGGCUGCCUUCUAUGCGUCUAGACAAAUGGAAUUAGCUGGAGUCCCACACAAUCUUUACACGCUUAGCAUGUUGCUUCGUUGUUUCUGUAAAUUGGGUCGAGUAGAUUUUGGAUAUGCAGUUUUCAGCAAAGCUCUGAAAUUCGGUAUUCAAUUCGAUGAUGUGAUGCUCAAUACAUUGAUUGACGGGCUCUGUAAAGUUGGGAAAGUAAUCGAGGCUGCAAGGUUGGUUCAAAACAUGAAGGAGUUUGGCUGUCAACCUGGUAUCGUUAGUUAUAACACAGUCAUUAGCAGCCUAUGUAAGGAUGGAAUGGUAUCGAAGGCUUUUGUUGUUUUUUCCGAGAUGAAGGAUGAAAAGAUUCAACCAGAUGUGUUCAGUUACAAUAGCUUGAUUUAUGGUUUGUGCAUUUCAAGCGGAAUUAAUGAAGCUAUGGAGUUGUUCAAUAAAAUGGUAGAUAGGAAGAUAACGCGUGAUAAAUUCACCUAUAACAUAUUGGUUGAUGCUUUCUGUAAGGAAGGAAAUGUUUUGGGAGCUAAAGUUAUACUCAAAAUGAUGAUUCAAGGUGGAUUGCUUCCGGAUAUCGUCACUUACCGUUCAUUGAUGGAUGGGUAUUGUUUGCGCAAUGAAUUAGAUAAAGCUAGAAAGGUAUUUGAUUUCAUUAUCAAUAGGCGAUGCAAACCUACCGCUUGA
Messenger RNA from Linum trigynum, 969 nucleotides. The record is from the annotation of a GenBank genome assembly. NCBI's taxonomy places the organism in Eukaryota, Viridiplantae, Streptophyta, Magnoliopsida, Malpighiales, Linaceae.